CUGAUCUGAUCCAGAGAAAGUUUGAAAUUUUACCUAGGGAACGUAAAGGUUUGCUACGAAAGUUUAUUUGCCGUAUUCGUGAUUGCCUAGAGAACAGUGAACUAUAAAUUGAUCGAGGAUUAAUGAGCGGGUGUGCCGAAAAAAUUAAUUCAUAGUGUUGGGUUUCGCAUGUCUAGGCAUUUUUCUUCCAUUAUGUCGCUUGGCGGAUGAAAGUGGAGCAAUCAAGCGCUGUUGGUGUUUUUGUAGUGGUGAAUUUGAGCAUUACCAGUGAUACGCAAGCGAUCAGCAUUUGCAGUGUGCGUGCCGCUAUCUGCUGCGGUUGACAGGAAUGACAGUAGCAACGGUGAAGGUGACGCGCUUGGACAAAUUCGUUUAUCGAUAGAAAAAAGAUUUCAAAGGAUUUGAAAAGUUUAAACACUAUUUAGUAGAAAUUUUGGUAAAAUUAAUGUUACGCUUAUAAAGUUAUGAUAUAACCUACAAUUAUUUGGGCCGUAUAGUCCGUAUUGAUCGUUUUCUAAGCAAGUGUUAUGGCGAUAGUGAAGAUUGCAAAGUGAAUGAAUGAAUAGCAUGGUACAGCUAUAGUAAGAAACAUCGAUUUUACUGAAAUCAGCGGUGGGCGAAAUGGCUUACUAUCAAAUUGUACCAACUGAUGAUUUGAAAAAUCUGUACACACAGCUGAAUAUUGAAAAUGGUGGAAUUCAAUUAGUAAUGGGGGAUGAUGUGCAAUUCGGGUCACAACAAGUUAUAUUGGCUCCAGAGCAAUCGGACUUAAUUUUGAACGAUAAUAACCAGCAUCAGUUGCCACAAAUUGUGUAUCAAACUCAACAGACACAACCACCGCAGGCUCAGCCGCAUCGUGCUCAAACGCAACAGCACGAAACACACUAUUUAAUACAACAAGAAGAUGGAGCAUUGACAGAGGCCUUUGGACAGCCAAAUCAGGCACAACACAUCUAUUAUUCCGAAGCACCUGGUGAUAGUUCUCAAAUGAUUCCAGCAAAUUUAGUUCACGAGCAAUCACAAUCAUCCACUUUGCAUACAAUGCAAACUGCUGCUGAACAAAUUCAACAGCAACAACAACAGCAACAGCAACAAGUACUGCAGGUGGUUCAUGGUGUCCCACGUCCAGGACAGCAAAUAAUUUUACGGCAGCAACCUCAGGAACCGUCAAAGCCGCCGUCGCAACAAACACAGAUAGCUAUUCAACAACCACAACAACAUAUUCUCGCGCAUCAACAACCGACACAAGUUAUUCUUCAACAUCAACCAUCGCAUCAGAUUGUUCAUCGACAGCCACAACAACAAUCGCAACAUCAAAUAAUAUAUGAACAUGUACAAUCGCAGGGACAUGCAGUGCAGCAAAAUAUUCAACUUGCCCCUCAGUUGGUUCAUCAAUCCGUAGCUGCUCAGCCCGUUCCACAAUUGCAGCAACAAACGCAACGCGUUAGUAUUCAAAAGCUAACUCCACAGCAGCAACAACAAUAUUUGCAACAACAGCUGCAUCAUCAACAGCAACAACAACAAGUUCCACAACAGCAAGUAAUCCAGCAACCAGCUCAAAUAUUGCAGCAACAGUCCGGCAUUCGUCCCUGCUUAAUUAUUACUAAACCUCAGAAUCCACAGGUGCAACCAAAUUCCGUAGCAGCUGCUCCCUCUACCCCUCAACAGCAGCAACAGUCGCAGGUUUCGCAACCUCAAGCUACACAAAGCAGUCCACGUGCUCGUAAUUAUCGCCCUCGACCACCCAAAAAUUCUAAUCCCCGUCCUCGCGCCAAUGUUCCAGUUACACCUAUAGCUUCGAAUCCAACACCAGUUCGUCCAGCUCGUCCAACUGUACAUGCAGCAAAGCUACCCCCACAACCGGUAAUACGUCAGCCUGGUGUUGUCCAACAACAAACGCAAGUUCAACUUCAGCAGCAGCAACAACAGCAGCGAGCGAACAUUAUUUUAACUAGUGCUGGACAGAAAAUUGUUACUCUAACGAACAGACAUCAACAACUGGUGCCAACAUUUACUGCAGCUAAAGGAUCGCAAAUCAAAAGAGUAAUUGCAACCUCAACUUCGCAAUCUUCUCAAGACUCGCUGGCUACUCAAUCGCAACAAGUGGCCCCGGAGAGUGCAACUCAGUCGUCUCAACAAGCACAAAAGCCCGCAAACUACGCAAAUGAUCUGGAAGACCUGGAAGAUAGCAUUCAAGCGGCUGUGGUUGCCAAAGCUCCACCAAAUUCAACUUCAGCAGGAUCACAGCAACAAGCAGCUGUAGAGCAAGCUACUGUUUAUCCACAAUCAUCUGUAGUUUCUAUGCAGCAGAUGUCGCCACAGUCAUCGACACAGGUAGUGCAGCAGCCGUCACAGCUAGUCCAGCAAUCGCAAGCGCAAUCGCAACAAACACUGUCGCCUCCCUUUGAUGAUCCGACUAGUAUAAUUCAACUAGGAAAUGGACAAACUAUGACCGCUGUACAAUUUCGACAGUUUCAAGAGAAGCAACAGAUACGACAGCAGGAAAAUCUUCGUGGAGGGUUCACACAACGUGGUCGAAAUGUGAUGACUGCUCGUGGUAUGGUUAUUCGCAAAUCUAUUCCUUUAAACCGGCAGCAACUUGCUCUUCAACAGCAACAGCAGCAGCAACAACAAAAUGCCCAAAUGCAGUUGUCACAGCAGCAGCCACAACAUCACAUUAUGCAGCAACAGCAAAUGGUUCAGCAACAACAACCCCCGCCACCGCCUCCACCGCCCGAACCGGAACCACGAGAAAGUGCCAAAAUGUUAGUCAUUUUGCAGAGUGGCGAGCAACGGUUGAUUACUUUUACCUUACCGAAAGAGAGCUGUACAGUGCAAGAAUUACUAGAGCAGGUUGGUGUUCAAUUUUCACCGGAUAGUAACAUCCAGUGCAUCUCAAAUCCAGGCGGAGAUAUCGAUUACAUUGUAACAGUUGGCGUCACUAUGCAAGAAACCAAUGAGUAUCUCAAGGCAGCCGAGAAUACGAUCAAAAGCCAACAACAACAGCAGCAACAACAUCAGCAAUUGCAGCAGCAACAACAAACUCAAAUUGUUCAACAGCAACAACUGGUUCAACAGCAGCAGUUAGCUCAACAACAGCAGCAGCAACAACAACAGCAGCAUCAGCAGCAAAUUCAUCAACAACAGCAACAGUUGCACCAUCAAGCAGCGAUCGGCGUUCCCAGCCAACAACAAUUGCAGCAGACGCCUUCUCACCAUCAGCAGUCACGCUUCAAUGAUUCAUUCCGAGCAACAAUGACCCCAUCUACUCCUGCGACGCAUCCUCAAACGUCGCAACAUUCCUUGCUAGUGGAAACACCGAAAAUAACCAUAGAACAAAGUGAUUCCAAGAAGGAGCCGCCAGUGAAGAUUGUAAAAGGCUUUCUUGCCGUGUGCCAAACUUGCGGCUACACAGGAAUAGAUCAUGCCAAAUGUCAACGAUGCAAACGUAUCUUUACUGAUCCACCGCGAAGAGUGCCGGAAUCGGAUAAACCAAUGACAUCGCCGCAUCCUCCACCGCUGGUUCCGACGGCUUCAUCAACACCGAUCCACACGAAAGUAAUACUGACAAAUGAUAAAACUAGUUCAGUUGGUGCUCCAGAACGCGAAACGCUUGUUGGUAUUAAAGGGAUUACAUUACAAAAGAAAUCCUCGCAAAACUCACUUGGAAACAUGUUAUCGGUUCGAGGUAUGGCACGAGGCAGUGGUUCGGCUGUACGUGGGGGACGAGGAGGUCGUGGCAGAGGUGCGUCUUCCAAGUAUCAAGAUGUGGAACCGGUUGUUUUCACACUAAGCAGUGAUGAUGAAGACCACGACUCAGGUGAUGCAACUAAGAACGGAAAUAAUCCAGCUCCUGUAUGUGGUCCGCAAAGGGCCUCAACACCAACGAUCAUUGAAAAGCGCGAACCGCUCAAAUGUGAGCCGCUAAUAGACGAAAAUGAUAGAAUUGAAGGUUUAAACCGGUUAGACGUGACUGAUGUUAAAAAUAUGCCGGACGGUCUCGUCACGCAUCUCGACUGUCGUACUAUACGGAUUGGCACAUUGAAGUACGACACUACCGAAAAAGUUACUAUUUCUUCUCGUGGAAUACGCAUCAUAGCACCGAAUGUGAAGCGGCCAAACGAAAAUUGCAUACUUGAUUUGCAACUUUCAGAAAUUGUAAAGGCGGUAGUACAUUUCUCUAAAGUGCUGAAUGUGAUGUUUCUGUAUACUCUUCCGUCGUGUAGUGAAUACAUUCGACAAAGCUUAGAGAUGGGAUCGAAGCCGGAAGACAAACUUCCUUAUUUCAACCCACUCAGCCGGUAUGAUGAUACUCAUCGUCGGAUAACGUUGGUGAUGGACCGUGUUACUGAGGAAUCGAAGUCGAUCGUCAAAAGUAUCAUGCUUACUGAAAAAUUGGAGGAAAUCUCAGCACGGGAUGCGAAUGAGUUAUUAAUGCGAUCUUGUGGAAAACAUAAAGGGUCGGAAAAUAAUUCAAACAAUAUUACCGGGGCCAGCUCUGGCGAUAUGACAGAGAUUAGAAAAAUUCUUAUUUACCCUCAGGGUAAGGGUGGAAUUUCAAUCAACACAGAAGAUUACAUGUGCUUGGCUAUCGACCAGUAUUUGAAUGACGUUAUCAUUGAUUUUUAUCUCAAUUAUUUGAAACUGGAGCUUUUGAAGGAUGAUGAAAGACGCAGUGUUCAUAUUUUCAGUACCUUUUUCUAUAAACGGUUGACGACUAUAGGAACACGGCACCGAGGACAGGAAAAAGACGCCAAAUUAACAGCUUCACAGAAGCGACACGCUCGCGUUGCUAGCUGGACCAAAAAAGAAAACAUUUUUGAAAAGGACUUUGUCGUAAUUCCCAUAAAUGAACAGUCUCAUUGGUUCCUAGCCAUAAUUUGUUUCCCUGGACUAGAAAUGCCCGUAUCGUUGAACAGCAAUGUUCCCACACCAAUUCGACGAAAAAAGGCUACUCCAAAGAGCAACAAAAAUAUAACACUCCAGAUAGGAAAUACUACGAUAACUCCCGUUUCGAAAAGAGAGAUGGAAUCCAUCAAUCUAGGAGACGAUGAUAUGAGUGAGCGUGACGAAGCAGAGGGAGAUGACAGUGAGUUGGCUAGUGAUAUGGAAGAAACGGAUGAUGAACCUACCGAUGGAAAGCAAGCCGUUAAACAGCCAAUUAUUCUCAUAUUUGACUCUUUGACGGGUGCAUCAAGAAGCCGAGUAGUGGCAACAUUACGUGAUUAUCUGACGUGCGAGUAUAAGAACAAGAUGCCAAACAAGCCACCAAAAGUGUUCAACAAAAACAAUAUGCCUGGACAUUGUGUAAAAGUUCCGCAGCAAAACAACUUCACCGAUUGCGGUCUUUACCUUUUGCAAUAUGUUGAGCACUUCUUUUUGGAUCCUAUUAAAGACUAUCGUAUACCAAUCAAAUUGCAAGAUUGGUUUGACACUAUCACGGUGACAAAAAAGCGGGAAGAUAUUUCUAACCUACUGAAGGAUCUUAUUAAGAAGCAUAAUCCGAGUGUUUUACCGUUACCAGACAUAACGUUUCCCACGUUGAAUGGCAAGCUGAUAAUUGAUCCCGAAGAUAAUUUCAAUGAUGCCGAGUUUGAAGAGGAGGAAUUGGAUGAUUCAUAUAUUCCUGGAACAGAGUCAUCGAGCAAUGAGCGGCUAACUUCGACCGAAGAAGAACCAGCAAAAGUAGUUGCCACGGUGGUACCGAAAAAAGCGAUCAAACUGAAACGUUUUAAUUCUUCAUCUCUUCCGUCGGCCGUAUCGUCUUCGACGGGGACAACGAUAGUAGGAACACUGGAUACAGUUUCAACUUCUAAUAGCGGCGGGCAGUCAAUUCUAGCCGUAUCCCAAAAACGAGCUCUGGAUAAUAGUGGGAGCAAAUCGAGCACAGACUGUAGUAGCAUAAGGCCCAAGGCACCGAAGAUCAGUGAUAGCUCUAAUAAAAUAGUUACUACGCAAAAUUAGAGAAUGAUUGAACUCGUAACUGAGAGAGCGUAUGAAUGCGGAACGACAGAGUAUAGUAGAACAUUGAAGGCUUUCGUUAAUGUGUCAUCGUUGAAGCAGGUCUCUUAAUAUCAACGAUAUCUCGGUAUCAAUGACGUAAGAAAUUGUAUAAAUUUAACUGUGCAAGCUGGCUUCGGAUCGUUCCUAAACGCAUGACUUUCCUAAAAUUAGACAUAUGGCUAAGAAAAUGAAUAGUUAUAAUUUUGGGGAAUACAACGGGCAUGGAAAAACACAUUUUUCGUGUUUUCCUAUGUAUGAGCUGUAAAGUGAUAACUUACAUGUUUUAUUUAGCUAGAUGUGUACUGUAAUUUACUACCCAGAAAUACAUAAAAAAACUUGAAUGCAAGUUAUUCUUUUCUCACUACUGUUUCACUUAAGUUCAUUGACCUGUUUCAAUUUUUCCCAUGUAUAGUUCAUUUUUGCUGUUUGUUUACCUGUCAAGAAGUGCAAGAGUAUUCUUAGCUUGGCAGCCAAAACAAAAACAUUUACAUAACCUCGCGGUUAAAAGAGCGGUGUUGACCUUGAUAAACUAAUUUCAACAGUUUCUAGCAGAUGUCAGGACGAAUGCCAGCUUUUUAGGUUAGGUGCAUCAUGUAUCACUAUAAAUAAGACUAACCUAACUCUCACAUCGGUAUAUACAUGGCAUGUAUAUCAAUUGCAGUUUUUCUUUUGUUAACUCCAUUUUUGUAAAUACAUGGAUUAAAAGAGUAAUAAAUAAAAAUUCUGCUUGUAGAACAUAGAAUUUAUUCUGUAUAAUUAUAAAUAUUCUAA
This is a messenger RNA of Sabethes cyaneus, 6774 nucleotides long. RefSeq lists its product as uncharacterized. Gene Ontology annotation, molecular function: SUMO-specific endopeptidase activity. The coding region runs from base 622 to 5964 and encodes 1780 amino acids. The transcript has 10 exons. Gene Ontology annotation, cellular component: cytoplasm; nucleus. Gene Ontology annotation, biological process: protein desumoylation. The record is from RefSeq and is a predicted model, not a curated record. NCBI's taxonomy places the organism in Eukaryota, Metazoa, Arthropoda, Insecta, Diptera, Culicidae.